Messenger RNA from Colletotrichum karsti, 966 nucleotides. RefSeq lists its product as uncharacterized. Bases 1 to 966 code for a protein of 321 amino acids. The record is from RefSeq and is a predicted model, not a curated record. The transcript has a single exon. NCBI's taxonomy places the organism in Eukaryota, Fungi, Ascomycota, Sordariomycetes, Glomerellales, Glomerellaceae.
AUGACCACUGUAUGGCACGAGCCUUACGGCUUCAAGUGGUUCCGGCAAACCAUGCGGUACGAUUUGAUCAGAUCGCUGAAAGCAUUUUGCCCGCCUACCACCUUACGCACUUUGGUGUUGCAGAUCGGCAGUCCUUCCGUUGACAUCGCCGAGGAUCCGCCUCUUCCCGCUACUGAGGAUGGCGGAACCACGGAUGCACUUGGGUCCGCUUUCCACCACGCUGUUGCUUGCAUUGGCAACCUUGAACACUUGGUGUUCCACGGGGAGGUGGAUGAUUCCUUCUUUUGGCCGUACUCAACGGAUAAGCCAGAGCCUUUCUGGCAAUCCCUGAAAACCUUGACAAUCACAAUGGACCUCACCUUACCAUCGGGGGAUCUCUACUUCAGAGAUGAGUUCUACGACCGAUGUGUGAGGGCGUCCAAGAACCCCUGGGUCACCUCCAAGUGGCCUGAGGAAACGGGGUCUCUUCCACCAGGUUACGGUGACAAACCUGCAUCCAAACAGAGUGUGGAACGGUUGAGUGAGAUGGAAGGAAGGCAGAGAGAAAUUCAGGUCUACGCCAUUCCCGAUGGUUAUAACGAUCAGCUGGACUCGGACGAUGAGGACGCCGUCGCCCCGAAAGUCCACAAGCUGUCAAUGGUGAACAGACCAGCCAUGACUACGCUUCUGGAAGCGAUUAUCAAGUCUGUGGCACAGAUGAAAUCACUUGAGCAUCUGCGGCUUGGUGGAGUGAGACGAGAUUUCUGGGCCAUGGAAUUCAACGCACCAGGGAUUCGCAGUGAUCUGGACCGAUUUGUCGACACUCAGGAGCACGACAACCCACUGGCGUACGCGCGGGUGUACAUGCGUCGUGUGAUCUGGACACCUGAUGACACGACCCUGGACAAGUUCCGCGAGAUGGCGGUGCAAAAAUACGGCCGCGAAGCAAUCAUCACAUUCAUUGAUCAGAAACACUUGUUUCCUUAA